UGAAUUAUAUCGCACUAAACUGAACUUUUAAAAAAAGAAAAAACUUAUUAGUAUGUCUACCUCACUAUUUGAGCAACUACAACGUCUAAAAGUGCCGGAAGCUGAUGCUUUGUUGGAAAAAAGACGUCAUGCUUCCAUACUCUUCGAUUCGAAGGAGGCAGCCACUAAGGGCAGACGCACUAUAUAUGAUUUGGGCGUCAGCGGCUUAGAGGAAUUAAAUAUAUUGAAUCCCAGUUUUCAACAAUUUAAGAUGACAUUGUUCAAUGAGGCCACAUUGCAAAUAGAAAGAGCUGUAGAGCGUAAAGAUGUUAAUGAACUGCUGGAUUGCAAUAUACGAAAAUUUUUUUGCUAUUUAUCACCAUACUUUCCGCUACGACCGGCUCAUAUGUGCUUAGAAUGGUUGAUAAGACGUUUCCAAGUGCAUGAAUACAAUCGGAACGAUUUAAUGGCUUUGAUUUUACCCUAUCAUGAAACUAAUGCUUUUGUUAAAGUUCUGCAAACGCUUCGCUUGAGAGAAUCGGAUCAAGUAUGGUAUUGGUUAAAACCAUCGCAACGUGCCGGUUUGCCUUUAUCAAAGACAGCCAUUUUAAAUCGUGCCGCGACGGAGAAAGGUUUUCUAAAAUUUGUUUGCAGUUCAACGAUAGAUGCCGUUAAAGAAUUAGGCCAUAACGCCCACCUACUACAGGCCCAAUUAAAUUUCUAUGGUACGGUAGUGGUGGGCGCUUUGGAAAAUUGCCAAAAAGUAGAAGAAUGGCAUAUUAUAACCCUUCUGCCUUCAUUGAUAAAAGGAUUAACUUCGAAAUCGGUCGAUUUCGUCUCAGCCGCUUACAUAAUAACGGCCCGUUUAGUUGCUCGUACAGAAAUUACAUCCAAAUUAUGUAAAUUUCUUAUAACAAAGUUAGCGGCAGUAACUUUUGAACGUUUACAGCGAACUGCUGUUAUGCUUCUUGUAUGGAUUUUUGAUACACAACGAGCGUCAAAUCCAUCUUUUCCUGAUGAAACUCUUUUAAAAUUAAUUCAGGAGAAUUGGUUCACUAAUGUAUUGGCGGCAUUAGCUAAUGAAAAUAUGGACAUUCACUGUAUAAGCAGAAUCUUAAUGGUUCAAUGUGUAAAAGCUUUGCGCAAUGAUGAUGCGCAAAAAGAAAAUUUUAAGGAGUUCCUAGAACGUUUUCUAAAUGGCAUAAAAUUCUCCGAUUCUUUUGCCGAGCAAAUGAUAAGUUAUUUUCUGGAUUCCUAUGUUUCAUCAAACAACACUCACACAACACGAAGUUUGCAAGAUAGUGGGGUAAUUGAGCUGGACUCCGAGGAAGAUGAUAAUGAUCAUAGUGUAUAUUUUAAGUCGUGGUAUUCAGAGCGCUUACAAAAGUGGGAAAGUCAGUAUCCCUCAGCGUUUGACAAAUGUAUCAAAGAGUCUUUGUCUAAUCUCGGAUCAGAGGAAACGAAUAAACGGAGGGAUGCUAUAAAAAUGGCUCUGGGCUACCGUUUACAGAACUUUGACAAAUCGGCUUGCGACAUAUACGAGAGUUUAUAUCACUACAAUGCUACUAUACGUUUAGUGGCCGUUAAGACAUUGUUGAAAAAUCUGAAACAUUAUCGGAUGAAUUCAAAAAAUUGCGAGAUCUUAAAAGAAUGCUUGUUGGAUCGCAUGCGUGAUGACAAUGCAGAUAUAGUAAAGACUCUUCUAACUUUGAGUACGUCUGAGCUUUUGCAGAUAAUUGAUUGUUUUCAAUUAGUUGAUGCUUUAGUGAAUAUUUUAUAUAAAAUUCAAGUAGAUCCAGAAAAUUGGCAAGCUCUCUCCACGAUUGUGGUCCAGCAUUUAACUCAUGGAGUCUUGGUGAAGCAGUACAACAACAAUUUGAUUUUAUUCUCAUUAAUGCCGAUAUUUUUGCCAACGGAUGAUCGGAGUUAUGAUAAGAAAGCUUUACAACAAAUUGUUACUAGUGAUUUAGCUCAAAAUAUCAAUUGGCUGCAAAAGUUUAAUAUAUCAGAAAUAGAGUUUUUUGAUGCCAAAAGCUUUAGGAGACAGUUUUUAGAUGUUAUCAUCGCAUCUCCGAAUAAUAUAAACCUUUUCGAUUUGUUGGAAGGCGUUGAAAAACAACAAGAGACGCGGAUGCAGUUUCGAAACGCAAUGCAGCUUUACCAUCUGCUUAUAUUGGUUACUGCCUGCUUAAAACAGAAAUACACAGCAGAAGAAAGUUCAAAAAUCUAUGAGCAGAUUUCUCAAUAUACGCAGCGGUUUAAAAUGAGACACUUAACAAGCGCAGAAUGGAAUGGAGAUAACAAAUCGCGCUACAUACCUUUGCAAUUGUAUAGUGAUUUCUUGUUGGCUUUAAUGGAGCACACAGACUUUUCAAAUUUAACAAAGCAAAGUUGGGAAACUGAAGAAUUCAUAGAAUUAAAAUAUUUUUUUAAAGUCUUCGCAGACAUCUCUAAAGAGGCGUUUCAGACAGGUUUACAACUAACCGAACAAAAGCAAUGGUUGAGAAUGUUAAAAGAACUAUUUGAUGGAGUAUUUAAACAUCCGCAAAUUAAACUGGAAUUUCUAAUUAAUUUUUAUUUAUAUGAGAGACAAGAGAAAGCCAAUCAUUAUAUGGACUUGCGUGUGAGGUCGCUUAAAAUUACGCAAAAUAUAAUAAAAAACUCGGAGAAGUUUAAAUUAAUUAUAGGCAACGAUUAUAUUAUAAAAAUUGCUAUGGCCUUAAACUCGCAACAGGAAAUUAUACGGUGGGAAACUUUAAAUACGCUGGAAGAGAUCCAGCACAGCACUUUUUCAUUGGACGAUAAUAUGAAGCAUUUUAUUAAAUCUCUUCUAAUGCGUAGAGAAGAAAUCUUGAUGGAUUACGAACAAUUCCCUUUAGUUAUGUAUUCGCUGCUAAAAAGUGAUAUUGGCAAUCGCAAAAGUUCUGUAAAUAGCAACCGAAUUCUCAACGAAAUUUUGAAAAGUGCUGAAAAUCACAAAGAAUUAAACAACUUAGAAUUUUCUACGCUAAUUUUGAAAACUCUUAAAUAUAUUGAAGAUGAAGAGAUUUUCAAACAAUUUAUACCUUUGGCGGCAAAAGUCCUAGAAGAGACUAGCAUGAAAGGUUCCGUUGAAAUUUUAAAAAGUCCCUACGAUACUUUCUACGGUUUGGUAAUCCAACGCUUUGGCCCGCACACUGCAGAAAAUAUAUUAACUGGGCACGAACCAGCCUGGCUAUUAAUUGAGACAAUUUUUACAUGUCAUAACGUAUAUCUAAAAUCUAACGACUCUUUGAAGCCAGUUGCGUGCGUGUUUGUGGAGGGUUUGAAUGAAAUAUUUUACGAGAAAUAUCCCACAAGAUUUAAAAAACAAUUUAUAGAAUUAUUAGUCAGUACUACUGCGGAAGCUGAAAAUGAUUUACUCUUCCUGGCGGUAAACAAACUGUUGAAAAAAUGUACGUUGGAUUGUCGUUUGUUAUUGGCUACGUUGGAAAAUAUGUACAAAUGUUCGGAGAAUGCAGAAACCAAUAAAAGAAAAUGCACAAUUUCCAAUCUAAAACAAAUACAAUUCAAUUCCAUUUAUUGGAAGAAAGGAAUUGUUCUCUUGGAAUUGCUCGAGAGCAUAAAGAAGUUAGUAAACAGUGAAUUAUUAAUACCGCUUUUAUUUGAGUUACUGAAUGCUUGCCUUCUUCUCGAAGAGCAAACGUCAGUGGAGUACGCAAAACAACUAAUUCUUUCCGCUUUGCUGAACGCUUGCAGUAAAGCUCAAGAAAAUAAUUACGACUUAAAGAAAACAUUCGAGAAGUCCAUCUUUCGCGUGGAUCACGUAGUUCAAUGUCUUAGGAUGUCUCAAAACCCUCAAACACAUCAGAAUGCGUUGUUGCUACUUUCAAGUUGCGCAGAGCUAUUUCCUCAGCAGGUUCUCCAUAAUAUUGUAGAUGUAUUCACAUUUAUGGGCUCCUCAGUAGUACGGCACGAUGAUGCCUUUAGUUUCCAUAUAAUCAACGUAAUCAUUGUCUCUGUAAUACCGAUUUUAGUUAAAGAGAAAGUAGCCGUAAUUCCUGUAUUGAAGAUAUUUUCUGAUAUAAUGCUCGACGUUCCAGAACACCGCAGAUUACCGCUGUACACUAAACUUCUUUUAACUUUAGGUUCCGAGGAGUAUUUGUGGAUGUUUCUUUGCGUAGUGUUUGAGGCUUACGUCAUAGACGAGGAAAAACAACGUUUAAUACAUAAAAAGCAUUCAAAUUCUUCAAAUCUCCAUUCGAAGCUCAUGCCUAAACGUUUAGAAAUUGUUUCAGAUCUAUGUCAAACUUUCUCGCCGUCUGUCAUCCUAGCGACUUGUAUAAAUUUAAUGGAUUAUCUUACAAAAUUACCAAAAGACGCCGAAGGAGACUCAUCCAAAAGGAAACUAUCAUUAGCUGAUAACACAGAACGUUCCCUUUUUGACGUAUGCACUCACUCAGCUAAACAAUUUCGCCAUUAUAAAUACGUAAUCAUGCAAUUCCUAUCCUCUGUGACCAAUUCUGAGGAAUUUUUGCGUAAGAUAGCCUUACUUCCUUCGGACGGUACCAACUCUAUGAAAACUCUCUAUCAAAAUUUUAUUAUUAAAAUUCUUUCUUACAUACCACUCGUGCAUACUUCCUUAGAAAAAUCUGAGGAGUUAGCGCAACAAAAGUUCUGGAAAGUUAUAUUACACCAUCUGCACGAUGUUCUGGAUAACACUGUUUCUUUGCUCUCAUCCGAUAUGUUUCUAGUGGUUUUUAAUGGUUUAAUGCAAUAUAAAUUGUUGAGCGUACGCAAAAAAAUCAUAGAAAUAUUAAUCACGAAGUUGCAACAAAAAGAUGAAUUUUUUGCUAACUGUGAUGGCCAACAUUUUCAAUAUCUUCUAAAACCAUUAGUUAUGAUUAUUAAAGGAAUGUUAAGUAAGGAAGAGGUUAAAUUCACUGAUUUAAUAUUCUUACAACAAACUGCUUUAAUAGCAAUUAAAUUACUGUCAAAACAAUUUGCCUUGAAGCAUGUGGAAGACUUUAAAGCUGUUCUCUCCGACUUAACUAAAGUCAUUAAACAUCGUCCGCAUUUAUCAAAAAUAAUUUUGGCGACUACCGUUUUGACUUUAAUUGAAAUUUCUUUUAACUUAAAAGCGCACGCUCUGGCCCACAUGCCAAAAUUUAUGCCGCCAGUGAUGAAAAUCUUGCAAGAUCAAUCUGAAUUGGUCAAAAGCCAAUCACCUGAUAAUGUUUGCUUAGCGAUUGUUACAGGUAUACAAAAAUUAUUUGAGGCACUUCCUCUAUUCCUGGGGCCUUACAUUGUGGACGUAUUGGUAUCUCUGUGCGUGAUUGAGGCUCAUCUGACCGUCCAAAAAAAUGAAAAAGAUCAACGCUCGACGAACACAUUGCAAAAAAUUAACGCUAUCUGGUCGAAAAUAGCCACCGAUGUGCCAGUACGCAUUCUUGUUCCCAGCUGGGAAAAGACGUAUAAGCAUUUAGUGCAGAGCAAAAGUUACGAUGAACUGAAUGUCUUGCUGAAAUUGAUAAAGCAAUCUAUAGCUUACAACGAUAACCAAACGUUAGCGCCUGUCCAAAAGUAUUUGUCAGAAAUGUUUCAGGAAUUUUUAAAAUUCCGUGUAAGAGUAGAAGACGAAAGCUGCCGUCAUGAUCAAGUACAAUGCAUAGAAGGCAAUAUUAUCGACACCUUUGUAAGGUGGACCCUAAAAUUAUCCGAAAGUGCGUUUCGACCUCUAUAUCAUAAACUAUAUAAGCGCGUUUUAGAGGAAAAGAGCGAUAUAAAAGCGAGCUUAACUUUUUUUCGAUUGACCCACAAAAUUGCUGAAGCUUUAAAGUCUUUAUUUGUGCUUUUUGCUGGCGAUUUCAUCGAAGAUGUUGUCCGCCUGCUAAUUGAAUGUAAAUCUAAUCAAAAAAAGUCAAAAUACGUGAAGGAGCCUUUACUCGUAGAGCUAUUGAUGGCUCUAUUAAACACCUGUUAUCAAAUAUUUUUGCAUGAUAGCAAAGAAUUUAUCAAUAUGCAAAAAUUUGGAGUUCUUAUGCCUGCCAUCGUAGAUCAAAUAGAAAACCAACUGGUUUUAAAUGAUGAAUUAUUGCAACAACUACUUAUGCUUUGUAUAGCUCAAUUGGCAGUGAACGUGUCUAGUGAUGUUAUGUGGAAGCAAUUGAAUUAUCAGAUUUUACUUAAAACGCAGACUAGCGCCCCUGAGGUGAGAAUUUUUGCUUUCAAUUGUUGCGUGGCAUUAGCUCGGAGGUUAGGCGAUGAUUUCACUCCUUUAUUGGCCGAGACAAUGCCUUUCAUUGCUGAACUCUUUGAAGAUGAAAACCCGCGAGUAGAGGAAAAUACACGAGCAGCGGUGCGGGAAUUGGAGCAAAUCCUGGGAGAAUCAUUACAAAAAUAUCUUUAAUUUUUUCCUAUAUUUUUUUUAAUAAAUAUAACCUU
Molecule: messenger RNA, 6402 nt
Organism: Glossina fuscipes
Lineage: Eukaryota; Metazoa; Arthropoda; Insecta; Diptera; Glossinidae
Product: HEAT repeat-containing protein 1 homolog
Biological process (GO): maturation of SSU-rRNA from tricistronic rRNA transcript (SSU-rRNA, 5.8S rRNA, LSU-rRNA); positive regulation of transcription by RNA polymerase I
Cellular component (GO): small-subunit processome; t-UTP complex; 90S preribosome
Molecular function (GO): snoRNA binding
Source: RefSeq, a predicted model, not a curated record